GAAAAAAAAACUGAAAUCGCUGGUUUAUUUGUGAGCCGAUGGAUCAGGACGCUGAUCGCGUGAAGGGUCCAUGGGGACCGGAGGAGGACGAGGCAUUGCGAAGGCUGGUUCAGCGCUACGGUCCGAGGAACUGGUCGUCGAUAUCGUGUUCGAUCCCCGGUCGAUCAGGGAAAUCGUGCAGGCUGCGGUGGUGCAACCAGCUGUCACCGGAAGUCGAGCACCGUUCGUUCACGGCGGAGGAAGACGAGAUCAUCGUCAUAGCGCACGCCAAGUUCGGCAACAAGUGGGCCACUAUCGCAAGGAUGCUCAACGGACGUACGGACAACGCGGUGAAGAACCACUGGAACUCGAGCUUGAAACGGAGACGGCCGGCCGAAGACGGAGAUUCGGCUCAGAAAUCGGAGAUACGGCAGGGUAAAUGUCCGAGAUCCGUUAGUGUUAACAGUAACCCGUCGAGUCCUUCGGUUUCCGACGUCAGCGAUUUGGCAUUGAGCGGCGCCGACUCGAAUCAUCAUCAGCAACACGCUCAUGUUGUUUCGACUGCGCUCACACUCGGACGUUCUUGGAACGACGAGUUGGUUGAGUCGAACAACGGUAACUCGCGUACGGAUAAAGAGCUGGGCUUACUAGCCGAAAACCGUCACGAUAGCGGUACAACAACGGCGGCGUUUGGACCUGUAUUAGUGGCCGUAAUGCAGCAGAUGAUUAGGAAAGAAGUGAGAAAUUGCAUGGCAGAGUUUGGGUUCCGGAGUGAAUGCUUGGAUCAAAGGAAACAUUAACUUGAUUUUCCCAGAAAUCUGAGAAAGAAAACGCCAGUAAAAAAUCGAAUCCCUUCGAUUUCUUUUUUCUACACAAACCACACAAUAAUUUUGGAGGAUGUACCGAAGAUAAACGGAAUCAAACAACAACUACAAAAAAAAAAAGAAAAGAAAAUUUUGAUCGAUUUUG
Molecule: messenger RNA, 948 nt
Organism: Hibiscus syriacus
Lineage: Eukaryota; Viridiplantae; Streptophyta; Magnoliopsida; Malvales; Malvaceae
Product: transcription factor MYB73-like
Exons: 1
Coding region: 39-779 (246 amino acids)
Biological process (GO): regulation of DNA-templated transcription
Cellular component (GO): nucleus
Molecular function (GO): DNA-binding transcription factor activity, RNA polymerase II-specific; RNA polymerase II cis-regulatory region sequence-specific DNA binding
Source: RefSeq, a predicted model, not a curated record